UUGAGUGGAAAUUUUUCACCGUGUAAAAAUGCAUAUUUUAAUUUUUAUUUUAUAAAUAUUUUAAUUUAUUAUUUCAACGUUUUAAAAAUUGUCAGAUAUCCGCUAACUUUAUUAUCACUUAAAAUAAUGGAAUUUAAAAAAGUGCGCGUACUAAUUUUUAAAUUAUCUAAUGAUACCAACUGACGUAUAGGUGAAUACCAACUGAAAAUUGUGCUAUUGGUAAAACAAAUGAGUUCUAGACGCGCAUGCAGAGUUUGUCUUGUUUGUAUUUACGAAGAAAGACUUUAAAUUUAUUGCAUCUUUACAAAAUAUAUAAACGAUUUUUAUGAAAAAUGGGACAAUUCGCAGUGGUUAGGCUAAAAGACGCUUAUUCAAAUAAAUGGGUGGGAGUUCCUGAGUUAUGGGUUACUGACGACAAAAAGGAAUGUUGGUGGCCAGAUAUUAAUUUCGAGCAUAAAGCGAAAAAUGAAAUCAUAUUUAAUAGCUCGUCUAAGGAGUGGUAUUUGCGUCCUCUUGAUGGUGUCUAUUUUACUGACUAUGAAACAUUUAAUGAUGCUAAUGACAAAGCGUUUCAUUUUAAUUGGGAAGACACAGAAGAAGAACGAUACGAGGAAACUAGUAAAAUUCUAGAAGAUUUGCAAUCCAGCCUUGAUUCACAUGCUAGCAAUUCGCUUGACAAUCAAAAAAAAAUGAUUCAGGCCAUAGAAGAGAUAAAAAAAACAUUAAAAGCCGAUGUAAAUACAUCAACUUUAGGAGCUCUUUUGCCUAUCAAGAAUCCUAAAAGUCUGAGAAAAUUUGAAAAACUUUACAUGGCUGAGGACGCAAUAUCGCAAGCUUUUAAAGAACUAAUUAUCAUUUUAACUGAUGAUGAAAACUUGACUGAAAGUGUUUCGAAGAUUCUAGGAGCAGUAUUUUCAAAUCAGUUAGCAGCUCAGUGUUCCUGGGAUGGGUGGAGUGGAAUUGAAAUUAAAGACUCAUCAAUUAUAAAAAAAAUUGAUAAGACAUUAAAAAAUAUUGAUGAAGACUAUAAAGAAUUCGAAGAAGAUGUGACUCUUUGGUUUCAGAAUAAAAAAAAAAAAUCAACAAUAAGACCAGAUUGAAUUAAAAUUUAUUUAUUUUUGUACCAAGAUGAUUAUUUGUCAUUCAAAAUUAUGAAACAGAAUUAAUAAAACUAAUAGUUCAUUUAUUAAAAAUUAAUAAGAAAAA
Microplitis mediator is the source of this 1206-nucleotide messenger RNA. RefSeq lists its product as uncharacterized. The coding region runs from base 333 to 1100 and encodes 255 amino acids. Lineage: Eukaryota; Metazoa; Arthropoda; Insecta; Hymenoptera; Braconidae. The transcript is spliced from 7 exons. The record is from RefSeq and is a predicted model, not a curated record.